Messenger RNA from Trachymyrmex septentrionalis, 930 nucleotides. Its product is annotated as coiled-coil domain-containing protein 134-like. Lineage: Eukaryota; Metazoa; Arthropoda; Insecta; Hymenoptera; Formicidae. Bases 19 to 750 code for a protein of 243 amino acids. The transcript has 3 exons. The record is from RefSeq and is a predicted model, not a curated record.
CUAACCGUUGCUCACUGGAUGAUUUUUAUCGCGAUGCUCCACGCAUGGACGAGUCGAUUGCCGCACACUUUUCUUUACGUUGUCGUGGCUGUGUCAGUGUUGACAAUACUCGCUCAUGCGCAGCGGGAAAUCGCCAAGUCAGCCGCGAGCGAGCCACGAAAGAGCGGCGAAUCCAAAUCGAGACUUGAUGAAGAGCUGUUUAAGAAAUUAUUUGCUCAACGACGAAAAGAUCACAUAGAAGCCGUGCAAACUCUCUUAAAGAUGGACAAUUACGAGCGUCUGUACAAAAUGAUCGCGAUGCUAGCUGAGAAGGUAGUCGAGAUCAUUGAAUCGAGUAAGAGUGUCCUCGAGAAGGCCGGUUUCCUACAGUACAAUAGUUCCUUUCCAGAAGAUGCCAACGUUAAAGAUGCAUUGUCUAGCAUUCUGGAGAACAUCGCUCUCUUCGGAGACAUCGUGCUGCAUUUGCCGGACAUCACUCACAGAAUACUGAGGACACAACCGGGAUGGAACUCCACAAUAUACUGGUCCCUGAAUUUCGCCAAUCAGACACGGUAUUUACUGAAUAAAUCGACCAUCACGAUGUUUCGUUUGGUCGAACAGGAGCUGAAUAUUACGGAACGCGAUCCGGCCUACUUGAAUCCGUAUAGGAGUGCUGCGCACACCGUCCAGCGCGAAGAUUCUAUAAAGAAGAAGUCUGUGAAGAAAGAAAAACGCAAAAAAGGACCGCAGAUUGCUAAAAUCGAACUGUGAACCCUCACUUUUGAUGCUCGCGAGAUUUCUCUGACCGGUUCCUAAAUCGUUAAAAAGCGAGCUCUCUGCGACGCUGCCCCGCUGCGCCGUUAAAAUCCCAGAGAAUAUCAAUAUCAUAUCUGAUUCUAAGGGACUGAUUCUAUAACUUUUAACGACAGUCGUUGAUGUCGGUGCGUAGAU